This is a messenger RNA of Brugia malayi, 1500 nucleotides long. RefSeq names its product NPL4 family protein. Gene Ontology annotation, molecular function: ubiquitin binding; ubiquitin protein ligase binding. Gene Ontology annotation, biological process: ubiquitin-dependent protein catabolic process. The coding region runs from base 1 to 1500 and encodes 499 amino acids. The record is from RefSeq and is a predicted model, not a curated record. NCBI's taxonomy places the organism in Eukaryota, Metazoa, Nematoda, Chromadorea, Rhabditida, Onchocercidae. Gene Ontology annotation, cellular component: nucleus. The transcript has 11 exons.
AUGGAUAAAGUUGACGACGUAGAUAAUUACCUUGCAAAGCAAGAUGGAAUGAUUAUACGAGAGAGAGAUCCACGCAUGUGUCAUCAUGGCACACGUCAAAAAUGUACCUACUGUUUACCGUUAGAUCCGUACGAUGAAGAUUACCUCAAAAAAAAGGAUAUCAAGCAUAUGUCCUUUCAUGCAUAUGUGCGUAAAAUGACUGCUGGUCACGGUAAAGGAACGCAACUGAAAAAACCACUAGAAAAUAUUGUUUGUUCACUGAAACCUAACUGUCCAAGUCAUAAACCGUAUCCACAAGGAAUAUGUAGUAAAUGUCGACCGCCGAUGGUUACACUUAAUAGACAGCGUUUUCGACAUGUAGACAAUAUAUCAAUUGAAAAUGAAGAAGUUGUGAAUCGUUUUCUUGCAUUUUGGCGCAAAACGGGUCAUCAAAGAAUAGGUUAUAUGAUCGGACGUUACGAAUCUUUUCAAGAGAUUCCGCUUGGGAUUAAAGCAACAGUUGCUGCUAUUUAUGAGCCACCGCAGUCCUGUUCGGCCGAUUCAGUAUGUUUAGAAGCCGAUCCACAAGAGAAAGUGGUGGAUGAACUUUGUUCUUAUCUUAAUUUGAAACGCGUUGGUUGGAUUUUCACUGAUUUGUGGUCUGCAGAUUCAUCUAAAGGCACUGUUUAUUGUACGCGACACAAGGAUUCAUUUUUCUUAACUGCACAGGAAUGCAUCACAGCUGGUUGGUUACAAAAUAAAUAUCCUAACAUAACCACUUUUUGUACCGAUGGAUAUUUUGGCUCUAAAUUUACUACUGUUGUUGCAUCAGGUAAUGAAUGGAAUCAAAUUGAUUUUAGUGGUUAUCAAGUUUCUAAUCAGUGUGCUUCUCUUGUUGAGGCAAAUUUGUUGUGUCCAACCUCUCAUCCUGAGCUAGCUUAUUUGCGUGAAGUGCCUUUAACUCCAUCACAGUAUAUCACUGAUGUCUAUUAUAUGGAAAAGAAUGAAUACGGUGUUGAAACAAGAAAAAAUGGCCGUCCGAUGCCUGUUGAGUAUUUGCUUGUUGACGUUCCGGCAGGAAUGCCAAAGGAGCCACACGCUACGUUUAACAUUUCAAAAAAAUGUUAUUUUCCAACUGAGAAUCGUAUUUUAAUUGGUGAAUUGCAGGAUUCGAAAGCAGUUGGUCGAUACAUAUCUGAAUUUUCACAGAAUCAGUUUAUUGAAUUGGCAACUAAUUUCCAUUUUCUUCUUUUCCUUCUCAAUAAUGAUAUAGUAAAGUUUUCGAAGGAAGAAAUAAAAUCUCUUUGCGAUAUAGUUCAACAGCAAGACCGAGGUAAAGCGAUGGAAUGGGCAUCUGGAAGUAUCAAUUGGGCAACAUUGUCAACAUUAUGCCUUCAUUCAGUGCAAGAGUCAUCAGCUACCGAAUCAAGCACUAAAUGGUCUUGUAAGCAUUGUACUUUUGAAAAUUCGGUGGGUCGGACAGACUGCUCUAUGUGUGGUCUUCCUCGAUCAGAAACCUGA